AUGUCGGAAAACACAAGCCUCGACUCCCAACAGGUUGACUCGGCACCCUGGUCUCCCUUGCAGGCCCUUCGGGAUCUGGACUUCCUCAAGCUCGAGUUUAAGCUCGUCUUCAGCGCCCUAGCAAUCAUCUACGUCGGCGCCCACGCCUCGCUGCGCCGUCCGCCGUCCGCCGCGCCCGCGACGCGCCAGGGUAAGACGAGGAAGACAAGGACGGGGGACGAGAGCGAAGAUGAUGAUGACGACGACGACGAUAAACCCCUCACCCAGGGGAUGGAGCUGGGCGACGCCAUCAUGUUCCCCGUCCUGGCCGGCAUCGUCCUUAUGGGGCUGUACUACCUGAUCCAGUGGCUCAAGGACCCGGAGAUCAUCAACACCGUCCUGCGAUGGUACAUGUCCACCAUGUCUACCUUCAGCAUGCUGACCCUGUACUCGCACGGCAUCUCGCUUGCCGUGUCCGUCGUGUUCCCGCGGUACUGGAGGGGCAGGGACGGUGUACUGCGCGCCGCACGCCAGAAUACACGGACCGUCGUCGCCUGCGAUGCCGUGGGGAACCGAGUCGGCCAGCAGCAGGAGAGGGGGGGUGGCAACGGCGGCGAUGGCCAUGGUCGCGGUGCGUCGUCCGCCCCUGCGUCCGAAGACAACCCGUUUCCCGGACCUCUGUCGGUGCUGGCUCGGUCGUCGAGCGCUCGCAAGGCCGCCUGGGAACUGAGGGACGUGCUCACCCGCUCGUGGAUCUUCAAGGCCUACAUCCACGGCGUGGCGAAGGAGAAGACGCGCAUAAACUUCUCCCACAUGAUCGCCCUGGUGGCUGCCCCAGCUACCGCCCUCGUCUACUCGUCUACCGUGUCACCCUUUCUGUCAAACAUGAUGGGGUACGCCAUGUGUUACGGCACAUUUCUCAUCCUUUCUCCUACUGAUCUGCUCAUUGGGUCGCUGGUCCUGUGUGGACUGUUCUUCUACGACAUCAUCAUGGUCUUUUACACCCCCUACAUGGUCACAGUGGCCACCACGCUCGAAGUCCCCAUAAAGUUGACUUUCGAGGCAGCCGGGCGCAGGAGCAUACUCGGCCUAGGCGACAUUGUCCUGCCAGGCAUCGUCAUGGCCUGGGCCCUCAGACUAGACCUCUGGCUGCACUACCAGCGUAAGGUCAGGUACGAGGCCACGGAGCUGACCAUAGUGGAAAGGGACGCCGUCACGGGUGCCGUUCGGACGCGCGCCGAGACCAAGCACCGCGAGGUGAAGGCGCCCUAUGUAAACGUUCAGGGAACAUGGGGCGAUCGUCUCUGGUCCAGGUCCAUGUUCAUAUUCGGGCGGCAGCAGCAGCAGCAGCUCCCCGUUGAGCUCGAGGCCGCCCGCUUCCCCAAGACGUACUUCCACGCCACGCUGGCGGGGUACACGCUCGGCAUGGCGGUGACUCUGUGCAUGCUGCUCGUGUUUCGGAGGGGUCAGCCCGCACUGCUGUACCUGGUCCCCGGUGUCCUGGGAUCCGUGUACCUCACCGCUCUUGUGCGCGGCGAGAUGAAGCAGGUGUGGAGCUACACCGAGGACGGGAGCAUUGAUAAGAAGGAUGUUGUCGUCGAGGUUGACGCCGAUGGGAACCCCAUAAAGAGGCUCGGAAGAUCAAGGAAUGGUGUUCUCGACACGACAAAUGACGAGGAUAAGUCCAAAGAUGGAAGGCCAAACAAGGAUGACGAUGGUGAAGAUGAUGAUAUGAAGAAGAAGGAGAAGAAGAAUGAGGAUGACGAGAAGAAGAAGAAGAAGAAGGAGAGAAAGGCCGGUGGUGGACACAAGGUGUUUUAUCUGUCCUUGGAGGAAGCCCCGGCAGAGACCUAA
Molecule: messenger RNA, 1833 nt
Organism: Geosmithia morbida
Lineage: Eukaryota; Fungi; Ascomycota; Sordariomycetes; Hypocreales; Bionectriaceae
Exons: 2
Coding region: 1-1833 (610 amino acids)
Biological process (GO): membrane protein proteolysis
Cellular component (GO): membrane; lumenal side of endoplasmic reticulum membrane; cytoplasmic side of endoplasmic reticulum membrane
Molecular function (GO): aspartic endopeptidase activity, intramembrane cleaving
Source: RefSeq, a predicted model, not a curated record